Saccostrea cuccullata (small rock oyster) is the source of this 3107-nucleotide messenger RNA. Its product is annotated as mitochondrial potassium channel ATP-binding subunit-like. The transcript is spliced from 18 exons. Gene Ontology annotation, biological process: oligopeptide export from mitochondrion. The record is from RefSeq and is a predicted model, not a curated record. Lineage: Eukaryota; Metazoa; Mollusca; Bivalvia; Ostreida; Ostreidae. The coding region runs from base 60 to 2162 and encodes 700 amino acids. Gene Ontology annotation, cellular component: mitochondrial inner membrane. Gene Ontology annotation, molecular function: ABC-type oligopeptide transporter activity; ATP binding; ATP hydrolysis activity.
AUUUGGACUGUUCAUCCCUUUUAGGCUUAAUUUGCUGAUUAUAGCACAUUCAGAUUAAGAUGACAUUGCUUUACUUAUUCAGAAAUUCUUGUGUUUUGAGAUUUGCUCACUGCACUCCACAGUCUACUUUAAAAAUUCCACAAAAAUGGACCUACACAGGGAAGUCUUUCCUGAAGAACUUAAAAUGGAACUUCUCCUCCACACACAGAAAGCCUUUAUUAGGAAUUAAAAAGUAUGUUUUAUCACUACCUCUAGGAUAUGGUUUCGUGACACUAAAAUUUAAACCUCAAACUGUUGAAUGUGCACCUAAAGUCAAACAUUCUCGUCUUGUGGAGAAAAAUGACAGUGUGGGACCUGAUGCCAAGUUUGACUGGAAACAGUUCUUCCAGAUGUUAUACCCAGAGAUAUGGUAUCUACUGGCAGCAGUCAUUGCUGCCGUAUCCGCUGCCCUUGUCAACAUUAAAAUUCCCCUGCUGCUCGGUGAUGUUGUCAAUGUGGUGUCCAACAUGACAAGAGAAGCGAGAGAUGCUGGGGGAGAUUUCAUCAGUAACCUCAAAAUUCCAGCCAUUAAACUUAUGAUGUUUUAUGGUGUACAGGGCCUAUUAACAUUUACUUACAUCUCCUUGUUAUCGACUGUUGGUGAGAAUGUCGCCGCUCGGAUGAGGAGGAGACUGUUUGACUCUCUGCUACGUCAAGAUGUAGAGUUCUUUGAUACACACAAAACCGGAGAGCUGGUAGAUAGAUUAACUUCUGACAUUCAAGAUUUUAAAAGUUCCUUCAAACUUUGUAUUUCUCAGGGAUUGCGAGCUUUUACACAGACAAUAGGCUGUGUGUGUACAUUGUAUAUGAUAUCCCCCAAACUGACCAUUCUGAUGGUAACCGUGAUUCCUGCCAUCAUUGGGGUGGGGACGGUGAUGGGGUCAGGGUUAAGGGCCCUGUCCAAAGCUGCCCAGGAUCAGGUGGCCAGAAGCACGGCUGUUGCUGAUGAGGCUCUAGGUAAUGUCAGGACUGUCAGAGCUUUUGCCAUGGAAACAAAGGAAAAUGAGUUAUUCAGUCAGCAAGUGGAGUUGUCAAGGAGAAUGAAUAUUAAUUUAGGUUUUGGAAUUGGAGCAUUUCAGGGUCUAGCCAACAUAGCUCUAAAUGGCAUUGUGUUAGGAACUCUCUUUGCUGGAGGAAGCCUAAUGUCGGGAGGGCAGAUAACUGCUGGGGAUCUCAUGUCCUUCUUAGUGGCCUCUCAGACCAUUGAAAGAUCACUUGCCCAGAUGUCUUUCUUGUUUGGUAAUGUUGUUAAAGGAAUGAGUGCAGGAGCCAGAGCAUUUGAGUUUAUUAAUCAUCAACCAAAGAUUCCAAUACAAGGAGGAAAGACCAUCCCGUACUACUCUAUGCAUGGUAAUGUGGAAUUUGAACAUGUCAACUUUUCCUAUCCAACACGAGCAGAACAGAAAGUUUUAAAGGACUUUUGUCUUAAAAUCCCCAAAGGAAGUGUGGUGGCUUUAGUUGGACUCUCUGGAGGAGGUAAAUCAACUGUGGCGGCUCUGCUGGAGAGGUUUUAUGACAUUGAGAGCGGGAAAAUCAGUAUAGACGGAGUGGAUUUACGGGAACUGGACCCCUCAUGGCUACGCGGGAAAGCUAUUGGCUUUAUCAAUCAGGAACCCGUUUUAUUUGCUACUUCUGUGAUGGAGAACAUUAGAUAUGGCCGACCUGAUGCCACAGAUGUGGAGGUGAUAGAGGCAGCCACCCUGGCUAAUGCUGACGGUUUUAUUCGCUCCUUUCCUGAGGGGUACAGUACAGUCCUCGGGGAGAGAGGGGUCACUGUGUCCGGGGGACAGAAACAGAGAAUAGCCAUAGCCAGGGCACUCAUCAAGAAUCCCUCCAUAAUGGUGCUGGAUGAGGCAACAAGUGCUUUGGAUGCAGAAUCAGAGAAGAUAGUUCAAGCAGCAUUAGAUAAUAUAGUAAAAGGUAGAACAGUGUUGAUUAUAGCACACAGACUUAGUACAAUCCGUGAUGCUGAUAUCAUAGCUGUCGUAUCUAAUGGUCAGAUUGUGGAACAAGGUACCCAUGAUGAGCUAAAAAAGAAGAAGGGGUUGUACUGGGAACUGAUUAAAAAGCAGGAAUUGGAGGAAGAGAUUGAAACCCAUCAGUGGGGGAGGCCUGAAUUCUAGACAGAUUGGGGGAGGAGUGGGGGAGGCCAGAAUUCUAGACAGAUUGAUUGGUAUUCACACCACACAUGACAGAAAUCACCCACAUAUAUUUUAAUGGCUGAAUACACAUUAAUAUUAAGAUACCUGUAUUUGUUGAAUGUGCCAAAUAAAGUCACAGUGGGAGCAUAUUGAUUAGAAUUAUUUUUUUCUUUGCUUUAUAGAUAAAUAACAAACUUUUCUCCCUAUAAAUCAGCAAAAUAAUUUGAUCUAUAUUUAUAUUUAAAAAAAAAAAAACAGAAUUAUGAGCAAUCUGAGUGAUCCUGUAGUUGUAAUUAAGUGUUUAUUUUUAAUCAAGAUUUGGAGCAAUUAAUAUUCAUGAUUUGGGCUGCUAUGAUAUGCAUUUAUGAUAAGAGUGGGCUGUAUGUAUCACUGUUUUAAUUAAAAUAUACUGAGAUAUUAAUGUUAUAUAAUAUUAAUAUGUAAUUCCCCUUAACUGUUUUUCUUUAAAUUUGCUGGUGGGUGUAAUACAAAUUGUAGAAUAAUUUUGAUCUUCAACACUCCCCAAUACAUGUAAAUAAUAAUAAUAAAAAAAUAGGACAGGAUCAUACUGUGAAAAUUAAUUAUCUAAAUUUUAAGUACUGAGUGUGAAAUGCUCUUUAUGAAUUUAUUUAUCAUAUUAAAUAUGUACAUGCUUGAAACAGUUCAUUUUCAUGCUUGGAAAGGUAUACUAUGUAUACUUAUAUGAAAUAAAUGUUCUAGUACAUGAUGCAGGUAAUUUUAUUAUGGUGAAGAUAUAUCUAUACAGUGUGUAAAAUGAUGGUAAGAGAGAGGUCUGUCUUUGCUUACAUAUCUUUUUUUUUACUUAUAUAUACGUGAUGAAUGUGCACAAUACCUGUAUUGUAUAUACCAAUGAUGGUAAUUUAAUUUGCGCAUAAUUUAAUGUUUUCAAUAAAUGAUUUUAAAAAA